This is a messenger RNA of Cuculus canorus (common cuckoo), 10779 nucleotides long. RefSeq names its product KIAA0825 ortholog. The record is from RefSeq and is a predicted model, not a curated record. NCBI's taxonomy places the organism in Eukaryota, Metazoa, Chordata, Aves, Cuculiformes, Cuculidae. The coding region runs from base 277 to 4134 and encodes 1285 amino acids. The transcript is spliced from 21 exons.
GUGUCGGCGCGCUCGUUCCGGGCUGUUGUCACUGACGACCGCGGUCGCCGUGGCAUGUACAAACUAACCAUGCGGAGAUAAAUUAACUUCACCAUGAAGUAUGUUUCUUUAUCACCUGCCAGCUGCAGGACUCCUAGUUGUGCUAUGAUGAGGACCUUCAGGCUGGAGUGCAAGAGUAUAGUUUUAAGGGAUUUUUGAGAAGAAGGAAGUUCCUUUUGCUACAACUAUUCCUUUAUUUUCCUUUCUUUCUUCAGCAGCAAUCAAAAGAUUCUGAAAAUGGAAUGGGGAGGAGAGUAUUCUCUUGAUUCUUCCAAUUUAGACUGUUUGUUGAAUAUCCUUCCUGGAGAAAUGGAGUUUCAGCAAAUCCUUAGUGAUCUUGAUGAAAAAAUAAAGAAGAACUCUUCUAGCAUAGAACAGUGUCUUAAAGACCUGCAAUCAGAAGUAAAUGAAAUAUGUAAUGAUGAAAUACUGCAAAGUACAACUGACUGUCUUCAGUGGCUCAACAACUGCGGUUUUACCUCUCUUAGACCUUCUUCUACACACCCCAGAGAGCUGAUGGAGUUCCUCAGGACCCUGCAAAGCUUGCUGAAGGACGAGCAAAAUCAAGAAGAAAUGAUACUUCACUUCCUUCUGGAUCUCUCUAGUCAGUGUGGCGUCUCAUUUCCCUGCACACCAAGCGGGACAUCUUUUGAGUUAACUGCUUCCCUUCAUGCUGUUGAGGAUGAUUCGACUAUGGAUGUGAAAUCUCUCUGGGAUGAUGUGAGAUUGCAUCUUCGACGAUUUUUGAUAAAUAGACUGCAGUGUCAAGAAGAAACAAGUACUAAUGCUUUACAACAACAAGUAGAGUUUAAAACCCAGUGCAUACAGCAACUUUUGUUUCUUUAUCCUGAAUCAGAAGUCUUGGCCAAGUAUCAAAAUAUGCAGCAUAAACUGGUUAGUGAUCUUCUCCAGAACUGUGUUUUGUCAAGUUGCGGUGAAACCAAUUUUGAUAAGGUGGUUCACGGUGUCCAAAGUUCUGUACCUACAUUGUGCACUAUGAUUAAAGAGGAUUUCUAUGUAUUAAGUGGAACUAUUGAUCCGUCUGCAUCAGUGAAGUUUAUUAAUGAGACGUACCUGGAUACCAUCACUGAUGAAAUGACAGUUCUUCUUGAAAGACUUUGCGAGCUGCAGUUCAAAGAAAAUGCUCUACAUAUAGUUAAGGCAAACAAGAUUUCAAAGAAGCAUAGAGGAACAGUUCACGCUGUGGCCUCCCAAGAAUGCCAAAAAAAGGCACGGAACUUCUGCUUGACAUUGUAUCAACUCAAAUGUCUUUCUCAACUUAUCAAACUCUUUUUGUUAAUGGAAGAAAAGAUUGAAGAGCUCUCUGCAGAAAUUCUGUUGGUGCCUUCAUUUACAGAGAAGAAUAAGACUGUUCAAGGAGUUCUGAAGAAAGCUGGUGGGGAGCUUUUAAUAGGAGAAACCAGAGCAAAUGAAACCAGUGUGCUUCCUGAACAGUUACUUCAGGUAGAAGAGCCUGUUUUCCUGAAUUUUGGCUGGAGAAAUGCAUUUAAAGACCUAUCUUCCUCUGUGGCUCACUGUAUAACAAUAGCAAUUGAGGACUUUUCAACUAAAAUCCUUCAACAUGAGCAGAAAGAAGAGUUUUCAGCUGCAGGCUAUGCAAUGAGUCUUGUAAACAACCGGCAAAUGAGGGAGUCCUGUGGAGCAGUCCAACAGGAGGAGCAACCAAAACGAAUUGCUAAGUUUUGUUCUGACAUCAUGGAAGAACUUGACACAUUGCUUCCAUUGGCUCUGGCAUGCAGACAUGAUUCCCUUCAGGAAAUUAGAGCAAACUUUGUGGAGGCCUGCAGCAAAGUGGCAACAGCUGUCCUGGCACAGCUGGAGGAGAAGAGCAAAGACGUUCCUUCCAAGGCUCCCCUGCAGGAGUUGCACGCUGCCCUUUCCACAGCCAUAUAUGUCUUCCAGCAUUUUACAAUGUAUAGCAAUUUAAUGAAAGAAACAAGCAAAAAACCCCUGUUCCAAGUGCCCAUCCAACAAUAUCAGGAAUUCAUCAACGUUCUCCAGUUUCAAGUUACGAGCUACUGCGUCAGAGUUUGUGCUACAAGCAUUUUACAGGAUGCUGAGAGCCACCACUGGGAUGACUGCAAAGCUUUUUAUGAGGGGGAAAGAUGCUCAUUCUCUGUCCAGAUGUGGCAUUACUUCUGCUGUGCUCUUCACCAUGAUCUGUGGACUAUUCUGCCUCCCAAGACGGCACAGGAGAUCCUUACUGAUGUACUAGAGCAAACUUUGGCUUUGCUGUGCUCCAGAUAUUGCCAGGCCUGCCCCACUUACAAGAGAACACCACAGAUCAGAAUUGAUAUUGCAUCAAUUUUGAUGUCCACUGAAGAUCUGCUAUGGUCAGUCUGCAGCUCUGUAGAGGAAUUUCUGAAUCCACGUGAAGACAGAGAUGUCAAGAUUUGUAAAAUACACAGCCACUGCAAUAGUCUGCUCUCUGUGCUUGCUAUUUUAACUUCACCACUGAAGACUUUGCAUGAGACAUUUCUGAGGAAUUCUGAUGAACAUCUUCCUCAAGAUUUUUCAGAAGUCAUUUAUCAUCCAUCACACUGGUUAUUUUGCAUCCCAUUGUCCUGUUCUUCCUUGCUGAAGACUGCAUCAGCCAGAGAAAUGACAGCCCGAGGUCAGCUGAAACUGCUUUUAUCUCAGCCGUACUGUAAUUUGAACUUGCUUUUGGAAACAUUGCUACAUCAAGAUUGUCUCUUAGUGAAAAUUUUACUGAGGGGCUCCGGAAAUGAAGUAUUGAAUCCUGAUGAACAAAGUUCCCUCCUAGAAGAGACGAAUAACAAACAGCCUACUCUGAUUGAAACAAUCUUCACAAUAUUUUCUUGCUGCACUUUAUCACCCAAAUCUCUUGGCAUUGCUUUUGAGACCUAUAUGGAAAAAAAGCAGUUGUGGAAUUCCUUAUGUAAUAUGACAGUUUCCAGUUGUGGAGAGUCGGAGCCAGAAGUUAUCAAGUGCUUGAAGUUGACUUUGAUUAAUUCAGUCAAAGGUGUAGUGAAGCAGAUAAUUUCUUUGAUGCAUUCAUGGGAGGCAACGGAAAACUACGGAACAUACCAGCACAAGCAAAUAGUUCCCGAAAGUUUGCUGAAAACGGUUCCAAAGGAAUGGAAUUACACACCUCGAGAAAUGAAGAGAAAGGAAUCUGGGAAAUGCUUCACAAGGCUUGCAGCUCAGGCAGUAUCUAUUGUAAUCAGCAAGUUACCUACAGUGAUUGCAUGUUUGCCUCCCCCAAUUAAGUACUUCUUUUUUCUGGCUGAGAGAAAAAUGUCAAGAAACUUUGCUGAAUUGAAGAAAGCUGGUCUGCUUGUCUGGAACUUGAUUGUAAUUAUAUGUCGGAUAUUUGAGGAUGGAAAUACUGCAGAACUUUUAACAGGUGCAACACUUGACAGAUGGAGCAAAGAAAAACUCAGUUUAGUUCGUGUAUGCUUAGAAAGUAUUCUGGGAAAACAGAAAAGUGGUCCUAAGCAAGUGACCCAGAAGGUGAUACAAAGUAUUGAACAGCAAAGACCAAACUGGAUUGAAAACCAGUUGCUGAAGGCAAGAAAAUUGAGCACAGACUGUGCCUCAGGUACAGUAGAAAGCGUCACAUUAGAAGGAGGAGGUGUUGCACAUGGAUUCACUGAGCAGAAAAUAAACAUGAUGGUCCUGGAUAUCUGCCACAAACCAGGUGGCAGCGAAUACCUGAGGCAAAUUUAUCACAUCAUCCGGCUCAAUGAGGGAUAUUUGGAAGAGCAGCUGUCCUGUGAGAAUUAUGAAGAUGGUGUUGCCUCUAGCCAAUGCCUGCCUUUGACACUGAAGGGCAGAGAUGAGCACCCUGGCUUCAACCCUUUGCGUGUGUACAGACAGUCUUGUGCGAAAGUAUUCAACCAGUCAACCAUUACUGAAUGGAACUGGGAUUGGUCAAAGUUGCUGCCAAGUUAUUUGGGACUGAAUCAGAUGACCUUCAGGGUGCUGCUGGCACACAGGUGGGAGAUGAAAGAAGGUGCAGAUCUUGAAGAUGAGGAGAAAGUUAUGGUGGAAGACUUAAAAAAUGUUUAUUUGACACAGAGCACUCCUACCUCAGAGGAUAAAGAAGAAUAAUUACCACGACAGGCUUCGGUAGCACCUUUUCUGAAUUCAACAUGAUUAACUUAAUGGCUUAGUUAUAACUGACAGGACUAGAAAGCUCAGGAAUAUAUAUCUCGAGUAGGAGUUUUAAACCAAAGAAUGUUCCCCUGUUAUUGUCUAGUCACCCCAUCCAGGCAGCAAUUGUUCACACAUGCUUAAGGUGAGAAACAAUACGUGAGAAUGUCAAUGUCACAAAACAAGGCGGGUGCAUCUUGAUGUUGCAGGGGUAUAAACCUGAAUGGCAAACCAAGAAUUGUCUUAGAAGCAUAAAACUCACUCUGAAAAUAGUGGAACUUUGGGCAUGUGCUAAGCAAACACGCAUGCUACACUUCAAUCGACCAUUUUGAACUGAAAGGGAGCCUGCCCUCAGUUAGUGUUGCUCAAGAACCUUUUCUCUCCCUUGAUGCCCAUGUUCUAGUUAGUCCUGCCAUUAAAUCACCCAAAAUGUAUGCAAAAGGGCCAGUACAGGCCAUAGGACUACAGUCCUUUGUGAGUUGAUCUGGGAUGAGUAUGUUUGGCCAUUAUUCCCAAGCUGAGCUUCAUCAGCAUUAUUGCCCUAGCAAAUGCUAACUUAGCAUCCAGAGUAUGCUAUAGCCUAAAAUGCAAAUUAUAGAGAAACUUGUUAGUAGCUUUCAAAGUUUUGAGAAGCAUGUUUUCAUUUAAAAGAACUAUUCACAGGCAGUGCACAAAGAACUAUCUUAGCGGUGAACUGAGAAGAUAAAAUUAUGGCAUCAUAGAAUAGUUUGGGUUGGAAGGGACCUCAAAGAUCAUCUAGUUCUAACGCCCCUGCCACGGGCAGGGACACCCCACUAGAUCAGGCUGCCCAAGGCCCGAUCCUGGCCUUGAACACCUCCAGGGAUGGGGCGGCAACAACUUCCCUGGGCAACCUAUUCCAGUGUCUUACCACUGUCAUGGUGAAGAAAUUCUUCCUAAUGUCUAGUCUAAAUCUGCACCUCUCCAGUCUACACCCGUUCCCCCUCAUCCUGUCACCACAAGCCUUUACAAAUAGUCCCUCUACAGCUUUCCUGUAGGCCCCUAUAAGAUCUUCGCUAUAAGAUCUCUUCUGAGCCUUCUCUUCUCCAGGCUGAACAAGGCCAACUCUCUCAGCCUGUCUCAGCAUUGCAUUAUAAAGAAUGCGAUACUUAUUUCCGAUAAACACAGUAAAAUUUCAUUUUCAAAGCAAGCCCUGCCAAUAUUCGGAUUUUCCAAAUAUUAAAUGUUUUUCUUUUCAGUAAAAUUUCUUCCUCAGACAUUAAAAAUAGUUGAGUUAGACAGGUGGAUGUUGUGACUGUAUUUUUUAUACAGAAGGUGUAGUUGAUAUUUCCUUAGCUCCACAGAAACAAUCCAUCAUUCUCCUACUUGUUUCUGGCAUUGGAAGUCCAAGGGAACAAUUUCCUCUGCCUGAUGAAAGACGCUGGGAAGAGCUUCCUAAGGCUGCAACUUGGGCUACAGCUGUUCCUGUUCCAAUCACAUCUUCUCACAGGUGCUAUUAUGGACAUAACUCAGACCACCCGAACAGGAGGAAGGCACAUUUCUUUCCUAAAGACUUCAGCAGCAGCAUGGGUAACUACAGCCCUAAUGGUACUAUAGGAUCUAAUCUAAAAUGCAGAUUCGCUUGCUCUUUUUCUUUUUUUAUGUAAAUUAUCAGACCAUUUAAAAUGAAAAUAGGAGCCACUGCAUCUUACCUGUCCUGCAUCAACAAAAGGGCUGUGAGGAACUAAUGCCUCAAAAUUGCUAGCAAUGUUAUUUAAAGAAUAAAACAGACCUUUUCUGCUGCUGAUGACACAGUAAUUUUAGAUGAUAAAGAAGUUAUGAAGUGCAAGAACAAUUUUUCUUUGCUUUAUAUUUCACCAUUGAAGAUCAGUUGUGGUCUUAAGGUUUAAAGCAAGGGCUACAGGAACUGCCUGUGAUGGCAGGUAUGGUAUUGUGAAAGAUGAUGCUCCAAGCCAUACUAUUAAUGUGUUAGUGCACGUGGAAGCUGGAGUUUAGAAUCAUCCUUCAUAUUUUAUCAAAAUCUAUUGUACAUAAUUAACUUUCUGUAUAGUCACAUAAAGUGAAUUUCUGUCUAUGAUGUGGUGAAACUGACUGAAAUACUUUUUGUGAAAAAGCUCCCCUUCUGGAAACCACUUAUUCUUAAUAGGAUAAACUUUGCAAGUGGAAUAAGUUAACCCGAAUAAAAGCCCUCGCUUACUCUGAAAUCGGGAUAUCCAUACAGGGAGGUAUUCCGAGCUGGUUAAUAUCCUUUAAAUUAAUAACAUAGCUAGCUCUGUAAACAGUCCCAUUAAAAAAAAAGAAAUUAAUUUUUUAUGCCUUUCCCCCCCUUCUCUCCCUGUCAAAUUAAUUCAGCAGUAACCCACCAGGUAGCACUAGGGCAAUUUUUUCUUUCUUAGCAAGAUUAUAUUUAUAAUCUUUACCAAUGUGGAGCUGACAAGACAGAAUAACUAGCCUGAAUUAAAACUCAACCUCUACACAAUAUUUAAUUUGGAUGUUUUUCUUCUCCAAACAUCUUUAUAUAUAUAUAUGUCUAUGCAAUCUAAUGUAUGUUUGAAAUUGAAUUUGUCCCUCAGUCCUUGCAGAGAAACAGCAGGGCUUGGUUUGUUGGCAACAUCGUGAUCCUGUUAAAUGACCUUCAGAGUAUGAAAGAAACACCCUCUUGGCAACAUCACUUCUGCUGAAAAGAUACUUUCACAAGAUUCACAUUUGUUCAAUAGAAUUACAGUAAUAAUAAAAAGAUGUGUAACUAAGAUUGCUAAAUAACAUACCAUUAAUUUAUCAAGGCUGCUUACUUUAAACUUAAACCCUUAAUUGAAGAAAAGUGAAAGACACUUGAAAGAGCUGUUCGUUUUUACAUUGUAAGGUGUGUAAAAUUAGCAGUGCUUGUGUAACAGACUGAUGCUUUCUUUGGCUUUUCUCAAUAAAAUAAUCUAUAUUUUUUAAAAAGUUCUGCUGAUUCUAAAGUUCAUUUAAGAUUAAUUGCAUUUUGGAGAGUGAUGGGUUCAUAAAGCUGCAAUGUUUUGCUUUUGUUUAGUAUGUCCUGUCUCUUUUGACACUGCUUCUUGAUCCAAGAACAUCUCAUGUUUAUGUUUAGCCUCAAUAAAUGAGGGCAACACAGGACAGAUUUUCUGGCUGCCAUGUGGGGUCUUUGUGGUAUGACCACUGCCAUUUGACCAUGCAAACUGCCUCUGGAAAGGCAGUCUAAAACAAGGUUUAAAGUCUGUUGUGUGCAACAGACCUUUCUAAAUGGGCAAAAGCUGUCCUAUUUGGCUCAGCCGAGUUAGCUUGAAAGGGAAUUGUUAUAUUUAUAGAAAUGAAGCAGAUUGGAUAGCACAAAGUAAGUAACUAUGCAUUACCAUAAAUGCUACACCUAAUUCUCAUUUAACAUAUAAGUAUGUUUAGCCCUUUUUACAAAACAGGCUUAAAUGGGAGACUUCAUGGCAUGGAAUAUCUCUAUUUACAUUUGUUUAUUAUCCAGUUCAGAGUGCUCCAAAUCUUAACACCUUGCUGCUUUUUAGAGGCAGUUAAUAAAAGUAGAAGCAGGGCAAAAUUGAGAUAGCAUUAAUAAUUAUGAAACUGAAAAAAGACAUGAGAGAGAGAAUUUUGGGGAAAGAUAGGCCUUAAGACAUAGUCCUGCCCCUUAGCGACUGCGGUCUGGCAAACAGCUUCCUGUAGAUCAUGCUUUAUUCCAGGAAAGCGCUUUUGUAGAGACCACAGGCAACAAAGCUAUUUGCUCUGGAAACAUACACGGCAGCAAAUGGAUGUUCUCUAAUUCAUCUCUGCAUCCUCACAGCAGUGCAAGGUAGGCAUGAGGCUGGCUUCUUCCAAUUAGCUUCCUCUGACAGAAAUAUUCCAUUUCCCUCUCAGCUGUGAGGUCUCCACGAAACACGACUGAGUCUUAUCUACAGUGAGAUACCAAUUACAUGCUGAUAUAAAACUAUUUUAUGGAACUCCUUAAAAAUAUGUGCAAUCAUUUUUAGUGACAGACACUGUUCAGACUUCUAAGGCAAUAGUCAAAAGACUGAGGAAUUAGACUCAUUGCCCAGUUAGGCAUGAAAUGAGACAAUAACGUGAUGGCAACAGGGAGAUUUUUAAGCAAGCAUGUAGAUCUUGAGGAGGUCCUGGCUGGUGCAAAGCCACUUCUCUGUGCUAACUGUCCAUAUUGUAAACAGUGGUGUGAGUGGAAGUAGCAGCUCCAAAACUGUUUUAAGUAUAAUACACAGGAAAAAGGCAAGGGUGAGCUUGCUUUUCUCUUUACCUUUGGUUUCCAACACUUGGAAAGUAGACUAAAUCAACUGCCAUUGCCAGGCAGGCAGUACAGGAAAAGCAUGCAAGGUUUUGAGUAGGCUAGGCAAUACUAAGGGCCUUGUAAUACUCAUCAGUAAAAUAAUGAAGGACCAGAUUACUUCUCUCUAGCAGCAGCAUUUGAGAAUAGUUUUUUCUCUAUUAUUGCAGUAAGUGAAAUAAUCAUAGAACACUGACAAAAACCACUCUAAAAAGCAAGGAAUCAUGCAAACAAGCAAAAAUAAAUCCAAACCUAUUUUCCUUUUUCCUGAAAAAGUGAUUCUGUAACAAGUUGUCCUGAGUUUGGCUGGGACAGAGUGAAUUUCCACAAGAAACUGUGAGGGGACACAGCAAAGGCAAUUGACCUAAACUGGCCAACGGGGUAUUUUAUACCAUGACGUCAUGCUCAGGAUAUAAGAGGAGUAGUUGUUUGGGGCAUGGGAUUGGCAGCACAGUUCCCAGCACAGUGGGCAAUGCGGUUUGUGGCAUGGUUAGUGAUGCGGUAAUCAUGGGUCAGUAUCAUGAAUGUGUUUCACAGCACAGUUUAGGUGUGUGGCUGUGGAGCACGGCUUGGGAUUCCAGAUCAGGAGCGUGCUCACCAUUGGGUUUUGGGCAGCACGUGAUUUGCAUAUCCUGUUAUUAUUAUUUUUAUGUUUUCUCUUCCUUUGCUGUUGAUAUACUGUUCUUAUGCCAGUCCACGAGUUUUACCUCUGUUGUUUCCAAUUCUUCUCCCCAUCCCAUGAAUGAGUGGCCAUGCAGCCACACAGCUAAACCAUGACACAAGUCUCUCAGGACGAACUUGCAAUUACUAAGUACUAAGAAUAUAAAGUGAUGAUCUGAAUUAAGAUUUUACAUCUGAAUUUAGAAGGCAGCUGUUCCUAAGCUGACAAGGAUCCAUUCAGGUCACGGCUAGUACAAAUUUGAUACUUCAAGCCCUUUAGACUCAGGACAACUUCAGCUGCUAGUAGGUUGCAACCAUCCCUGCAGAGAUACUUUUUAAGUACUUCCCGCUAAAAAAUAAAGUGUUUUAAUGUUAAAAUAGCUUAUUAUCCAGUUUCUGCAGUAAAUCAGUCGAGGCUCCAACACACAUUAGUCUCAGUGUCUGCACAGUCCUGGGUCACAUCAACCCUCUAUCCAGAAAUAAGGCAAAGAACUUUGUAAUGGUGAUCAUACUCAACAGGUAUGAUCUUCUCCAGUGACAAGCUCCAAAAGUGCGCUGUGUCAUAGAAUCAUAGAAUGGUUUGAGGCAGAAGAGACCUUAAAUAUUAUCUAAAAUCAGGUUACAAACUUUCUUAAUGGUAGAGGCUUUCUGCAACAGCCCAUAACUGACUUUUUUUUUUUUUUGGGACAGCUUUUUAGAAAAAUAAUCUCUUUCCAGCUCUCUCAAUAAAUAAAUAUAUUGAUUAAAAUUACUAUCAUAAAACAAACAUGCCAUCAUUAGAAAACAUCUGGUGAAUGAUUACCAGCCUACCUAUGCCUUAAGACAACUGUCAAUGACAUGGUCAUUUAUAUUUUCUCCCUAUAUGAAUGUUACACAAUCAACUUCGGUAAAUUUGUAAUUACCUAAUAUCCAACUACUUUAAUUCUUUUGCCCCCUAAUAGGUGUCUUCUAUGUAGCUACAAGAAAGCUGGAGGGGGACUUUUUAAAAAGGCCUGUAGUGACAGGACGAGGAGAAAUGGCUUUAAAUUGGAAUGGGGAAGAUUUAGACUAGACACAAGGAGGAAAUUCUUCCCGAUGAGAGUGAUGAGGCACUGGCACAGGUUGCCCAGGGAAGCUGUGGAUACCCUACCCUGGGAGGUGUUUAAGGCCAGGCAUGACGCGAUAGCGCUUUGAUCAGCCUGGUCCAGUGGGACGUCUCCCUGCCCAUUGCAGGCGGGUUGGAACUGGAUGAUCUUUAAGGUCCCUUCCUAGUGAAACCAUUCUAUAGUUCUAUAUUUACCUUACAAUUACCCUGUACCCUACACUAACCUAUAUGGCUAAUAAUUUCAGGUUCAGGGUACUCUGAGCGGUUCUGCUUCUCAUGUUCCACAUGCAUUUUGUAAUAUAAAUGUUUUUUUUCAUUGUUCUAAGCUACCUGUGUUAUCUGGGAUAGUUGGAGCUAUUUGUAUGCAUUGCUGUCUGUGAGUUAUUUAUGAAGUUUUUACCUAAACCAAUGUAUUUUGCCACAGGUUUUAUUUCCUUUAAGUUCCCUGAACUUUUAAUUUACACUUGGAAAUCCAUACUGCAUCUGUGUUUACAAACACCUGUUUACAUAUCAAUAAAAACUAUACCUUCUCAAACCUCACGCAGAGUCCUAGAGAACCAAGAAUUUAAUAAAUGUAAAAUUCAAACCAACCAUC